Molecule: messenger RNA, 280 nt
Organism: Entrophospora sp. SA101
Lineage: Eukaryota; Fungi; Glomeromycota; Glomeromycetes; Entrophosporales; Entrophosporaceae
Source: the annotation of a GenBank genome assembly
GAAAUGCAUAAUUCUUUUGAUUGCUCAAUUACUUGGUAAAUUUAUGGAAAGAUCCGAACAUUUUGAAGAAGUAUAUCAUGAAAAAAAGACAAUUCCAAUAGGCGAAUGGGGUGGAAGAAUCGGUCAAGUGGGAAAAGAAGAUAUAGUCACAAGAAUGACAGCGAUAGGACCAGCAUUAUUUAAUUACAUGAAAAUAACGUCCAAGGAAUAUGAAGAUAUGAUGAAGCAAAGUAUCGAGGAAUUUAAUGAAUAUGAAACUUUUUUCGUUACGUACUUUUGA